Molecule: messenger RNA, 3793 nt
Organism: Sardina pilchardus (European sardine)
Lineage: Eukaryota; Metazoa; Chordata; Actinopteri; Clupeiformes; Clupeidae
Gene: bmper
Product: BMP binding endothelial regulator
Exons: 15
Coding region: 680-2722 (680 amino acids)
Cellular component (GO): extracellular region
Molecular function (GO): protein binding
Source: RefSeq, a predicted model, not a curated record
UGGAGCCGUGUCGUUUCUAUUGCUGUGGCAUCGCUUCGGGUCUCAGUGCGAACGCCAGAAGUUGAGAGUCGAGUUGAUUUGCCACUCGUGCGCUGCGAGGUGCGGGAGCAGUAGCAGCUCAAGUUUUAGGUCCGUUCAGUCACAAUUCAUCUCAUGACAGCUGCGAAACAUCGUUUCAUUUGGCAAAACUUAAGACUUACCUGUUUUACCAGCGUGGAGAGAUAUACUACUCAAAUUGUUGGGUUGUAUUUGUCAAAUUCCAUCUUUAUUAUCAACCUGCGCUUUGUGCAUAUUUUAUAUCUGUGCGCAUCCACCCGGCGAACGAUGCGCCUAUGAAUUUUAAGGAGCUAUUUUUCACACUUCCAGAUUUGGGGACAUUAAAAUCUCUCCUGGCGGUGUCAUGAGGGCUGUCGCCUGCUUGUCCGCUCGACUUUGUCAUUGUAAUUUUCAUGUGUCCGGUCGACUGUCGGAUGUCUGGAGACAAGCAAUGUCAUUUAGCAUUUUGUGAAGGUUAUGGGCUGAGUUUGAACAACUGCCGGAGGCGCGUUUCAAAGGAAGACGAUUUCCCUGCUAAACCUCCAAAACAGUCAUCUUUUCAUUGGAUUUUAAUGUAUUUUUUCCUCGAAGUUUGGAUACGUUUUCUAUUUUCUUUUUCCUCUUCCUCGGGACCAAUUUUAGGAUGCAGUUAUCUUGUGACACAGGAGUCUUGGCUAUGAAACUUCCCACACCAUCCUCACACAGCUUUUUUCUGGUAUUUUUGUUGGUACAAACAUCGCAGCUCAUUUCACCUUUUAUUAUAGGUACCGAGCCCAGCUGCGAAAAUGAAGGAGAGGUGCUUCAUUACCCCAGCAUCACCGACAACCCCUGCAUAUCCUGCGUCUGUCUGAACAAGAAGGUGGACUGCAAGCAGGAGAAAUGCCCCCAGGUGGCCGAGGACUGCGCACUAGUGGUCAAACAGACGGGAGCCUGCUGUGAGCGAUGCAAAGGUUGCCAACUGGAAGGGAAGUCCUAUAACAGCUCAUACAGCUGGAGCUCCUCCACUAAGCCCUGCAUGACUCGCCGCUGUCAGGAAGGUGUCAUCACUGAGGCCGAGAUGCAGUGUGUUGUCCACUGCAAGAACCCCAAGAUUCACCCCAAGAAAUGCUGCCCGUCCUGUCCAGGGUGUAUCUUCGAGGCCCGUCUGUACAAGGAACGCGAGGAGUUCCACCCAGAGGGAAAGCCAUGUAUCAAAUGCACUUGCACUGGAGGUCGUACGAUGUGCCAUCGAGAGAUCUGCCCCGUUCUCUCCUGUCCUGCCCAUCUGAGUCACACCCCAGCAGGCCAGUGUUGCCCCAAAUGCCUGGGUCAGAGGAAGGUUUUUGACUUGUCACUGGGGAGCUGUCUGUUCCACAGUGAGGUCUACGAGAACGGAACAUCCUUCAAGUACGACAACUGCACCACGUGUGUCUGUAAGGAUUCCACAGUGGUCUGUAAGAAGAGGUGUUCCAAACCAGGCAGUUGCCGUGGAGGCCAGGAGGCCUGCUGUGACGAAUGUCUGUCUUACAUUAAGGUCGAGGAUGUGAAGUACUGUCGCGUCAAGAACAAGAUCUACAGGGAGGGGGACAGGUGGUCGUCUGUGAACUGCACUUUAUGCACCUGUGUGAAGGGGAACAUCGAGUGCCAACCCAAACAGUGUGUGCCCAUCACCAGCUGUCCAUCGAAUAAGAUACUGAAUCGAACCGGCUGCUGUCCUGUUUGCACUGAAAAGCCAGGUGUGUGUACUGUAUUCGGGGACCCCCACUACAACACGUUUGACGGGCGCACGUUUAACUUCCAGGGCACGUGCGAGUACGUGCUGACCAAAGACUGCUCGCCGGCGGCCAGCUUCGUGGUGCUGGUGAAGAACGACGCGCGGCGCACGCGCUCCUUCUCCUGGACCAAGUCCGUGGAGCUGCAGGUGUCCGGCCUGAGCAUCAGCCUGCACCAGCACCUGACCGUCAGGCAGAACGGCACGCGCAUCGCCCUGCCCUUCCACAGCACCGGCGUCCACAUAGACCUGGACGGCUACCUGCUCAAACUGACCUCCAUCCUAGGACUGGAGAUCACCUGGGAUGGGGACAGCUUCGUGGAGGUGGUGGCCGCACCUCAUCUGCGGGGUCGUCUGUGUGGCCUUUGCGGGAACUACAACGGCCACAAGCGGGACGACACCAUCGGCGGCGACGGCGUCUUCAAGUUCGACGUGGACGAGUUUGCAGAGACGUGGCGCGUCGAGGGCAACGAGGUGUGCACUCAGCCGCCGCGGAGGCCCACCUCGUACCUGUGCCCCGGCUCCGUCAAGGUGAAGUUCCGCGCACACCGGGCCUGUCAGAAGAUCAAGUCCUGGGAGUUCCAGAAGUGUCAUCCGGUUGUGGACUUCACCUCCUUCUACAGGUCCUGCGUGACGGACAUGUGUGAGUGUCCGGUGCAUAAGAACUGCUACUGUGAGUCCUUCAUGGCCUACAGCCGGGCGUGUGAACGAGAGGGGGCCGUGGUGCUCUGGCGACCAGAGCAGAACUGCAUGACCACCCAGUGCAAGCACGGCGCCGUGUACGACACGUGUGGGCCCGGCUGCACCAAAACGUGCGACAACUGGAACGAGAUCGGGCCGUGCAACAGACCGUGCGUGGCCGGCUGCCACUGCCCUGCCAACCUGGUGCUGUUCCAGGGCCGCUGCAUCAAGCCCACGUCCUGCCCGGGCCGAUGACCCUCGGAGGACCCCAGGGUGGAGAGAUAAGUGUGGAAGGACAGGACAGGACAGGGACUCUGGACUCUGGAGUCGAAGGGCUGCAGCACAAACGCUGAGAGAGACUGCAGUGGUUCCCACAGUCCUGGACACAACCGGAGACCCUUUUUUUCUUUUCUUUCCACUUGGGUGACUUCAGAGCCACUGCGACCCCCCUCCCCCUCCCUUCUCCUCCCCCUCUGCUGGGCCCGAGCAGUGGACUUGACCGUACAAUGAUGAUGAACUUCUCUUCUCCCUGCUGAGGUAACGCAGCAGGCCGGCACCACCAGAGGCGCUCUCAGGACAAAAGAGAAGAGAGGCCGAUCAACCUUCAGUUGAGGCCAAGACUCAAAGCCCAAAGCCCAGUUGGUCUGGACCUCUCUGAAUACCGGCUACUACCAACUACAGUUCCGUCUUCAACCUGGAACAGCAACUCAAGAUGCUGCAUAGUGGGAGCAUGGAGAUGACACAUGGAGGUGAACAACACAUUCACAUCUCCAAGCACUCUCAUCUAACUCAGCAAAAAAGCUAAAACACAUACACACACACACACACACACACACACACACACACACUCAGUAGUUACUAUUAAGAAUACAGCUCUGGCUGUCUUAUUUAAUUCCCAACUUCCGUGUCAUUCAUGUGUUAAAUUUUAUACUGUAAACUAACAAGAUUUGUACAAAAAGACAGCUUUAUGUCAUUAUUGAUAUUAUUAAGUAUGGUUGUUGUUUAUGAUAUUGUUAAUUUAUAUGCAUUGGCCAAUUGAAAUGUUGUAGCAAGAGCCAAAUCAUCUAAUUUUGUUUAAAAAAUAAUGUAAAGGGAAAAGAUAUUUAUAUUUGUGUUGUAUUUUGUGCUAUUCUGAGGAGAAAUACCCAAAUGUGACACGUUAUUGCAACAUCACAGGGAAACUGUACUGUAUUUUUGGAGAAAAAAAAAGAAAAGAAAAAGAAAACGUUCAGUGUAUGGUUGUGUGUUCAUUUUCUAAUUGAAGGUGUUCAUAUGUACUUUGUAAUUAUGAUAUUUAAAAACAAUGAUAUAUGUGCUUUAAAUGAA